UUUGUUUAAAGACACAAAAGAAAAAAAAAAGAAAGAACGAGAGAGAGAGAGAGAGAGAGAGAGGAGGAGGAGAGAUGGGUUUCAUUGUAGAAGGAGAAGAAGGCAAGGACGUCGUAAUGGAACCGCCUCCUAAUUUUUCGAUGGUGGAAGAAGGCAUUUACAGAUCUAGUUUCCCUCAUCCCUGCAAUUUCGCCUUCUUAGAAACUCUAAAUCUUCGCUCCAUCAUAUAUUUGUGUCCAGAGCCCUAUCCUGAGGAAAAUUUGGAGUUUCUUCGAUCUCAUAAUAUCAGGCUUUUCCAGUUCGGGAUUGAAGGGAAAACGGAGCCUUCUGCUGCUACUCUCAAGGAUGCCAUCAGGGCGGCUCUUAAGAUCUUGAUUGGUACUGAAUUCAUAAACAUUUUUUUUUUCCUUACCAGCAUGUUUUACCUUUACGGUUUUCUAAGAUAUUUUUAUUGUUUGUUUACAGAUGUGAGAAAUCAUCCAGUUUUGAUCCAUUGCAAACGGGGAAAGCAUCGCACAGGUAGCCUUGUUGGUUGCUUGAGGAAAUUGCAGAAUUGGUGCUUGUCAUCUGUUUUUGAGGAGUAUCAGCAUUUUGCUGGCAUCAAGUCCAGGACUGCAGAUUUGAGAUUUAUAGAAACAUUUGAGAUCAUAUGCCUCAGGCUGUGUCUUCACAGCAUCAUUUAUCAGUACCAAGGAUACGGAUCGAAAAAGAGGCGAUUGCUUUACAGAGAAGAGACUGCACAGAAGCCUCAAAUAACUUCAAUUUAAACGAUCCACACGUUGGCUUUACUCCGGUUCGAUGUUACAGAUAGGUUUUGUUCAAAUUGGUUUUUUUCUUCACUUUUUUAGAUUUGCCCUUAUACAGUUUUUAAAAACCAUUGUGUAAAGUACCUUCGUUUUUUGUGUGUACUUUUCCCUUUGGAAUUUAGUUAAUAUACAUAGGAGGAGAAGCAUUUUUGCAAAUCCCAAGUGACAUUUCUAGGUUCUGAAGUUCUGUUUUGCCAUAAGCACAAGUUGCGGUUAUUGAAAUUUUUACAGGGUAUGAUCAAUGAAGAAAUUGGUCUCCCUUUCUCAAUGCAAGAAUGUAUUUCAGUCUCUAGGUGACUACAUCAAUAUUUAAGUUUGCAUGAAUUUGCCAACUGAUAUCUGGGGAAAACUUUCUAAUGUCUAUGUCCUCUAAAGGAAGGAAAUGAAAUAAUCCAAUCACUCUAUAUAAUGAGAUCAGUAGCCUGCACCCAAAUC
This is a messenger RNA of Durio zibethinus, 1241 nucleotides long. RefSeq names its product inositol diphosphatase DSP5-like. Gene Ontology annotation, cellular component: cytoplasm. Gene Ontology annotation, biological process: protein dephosphorylation. The record is from RefSeq and is a predicted model, not a curated record. NCBI's taxonomy places the organism in Eukaryota, Viridiplantae, Streptophyta, Magnoliopsida, Malvales, Malvaceae. Gene Ontology annotation, molecular function: phosphatase activity.